Messenger RNA from Tilletiaria anomala UBC 951, 1928 nucleotides. RefSeq lists its product as uncharacterized. Gene Ontology annotation, cellular component: Ctf18 RFC-like complex; chromatin; chromosome, centromeric region. Gene Ontology annotation, biological process: mitotic sister chromatid cohesion; maintenance of mitotic sister chromatid cohesion. Lineage: Eukaryota; Fungi; Basidiomycota; Exobasidiomycetes; Georgefischeriales; Tilletiariaceae. The coding region runs from base 97 to 1731 and encodes 544 amino acids. The transcript has 4 exons. The record is from RefSeq and is a predicted model, not a curated record.
CGUGCAGUCAUCAGGGUCGUAACUUUGUGCGGGAUCAAUUCCAUUCUGCAGAGCUGGACUUCGUUCACUGGUAGUCACGCAACGCGCCUUGUAAAAAUGAAACCGGCUGCGCCGACUGCACCAACCGUCCAUUUGCUCGCCGAUCCAGCGGAGUCCACCGAGUAUCGCUUGCUCGAGCUGCCACCAGAGAUCGCGGCCUUGCUUGAGAAUGGGGGAGACGACGGCAACGGCCACAAGAGCACGGGAAAACGGAAACGCACGGAUAUUGACGAUGGUAGUGAUGAUGAUGACGGAAUCGAGUGGGACACCGGCAGAAGGAUCCUGACGAUUAACGGACGCUACUUAGAUGAUGCAACAGUCUGCACGGAAUCACGAACGUACAACCUACGACACGUUUCGCAGUCCAACUCCCUCCUGCUGUGCACUCUGCUCCCUGCUUCGAGCGUCACCCUCGCCUCGACAUCAACACGGGAGACAUCGCCUGCAUCUAGUGACAGCGCUGUUCUGCUCAAAUGCUCUGCGGCAAGCAGUGGCGCUGGCGCGACUGCUUGUAGACAAGCAGGUCAUGAGGGGCAAGCAGUUCUUUCGCUUAAAUGCACUGUCAAGGAUACGCUGGAGCUACAGUGGGCGAUGCCUAAGCUCGAGCGCAUAGCCACAUUGCUAAAGGCGAGCGCUUACAGAGGGCCCGAUGAGGAGGAAAGGAGAUCGAAGAAGCUGUUCGAAGGUGCUCCUGGGGAUCGACUCUACACGAUGAAAGAAGUGCGUUCGGUGGUACAAGCCAGUCGGACGGAGUUGGAGGCCGGCCUCGACUUGUAUCGCGUGGUAAAGCUCGACGGACACGCGCGUCUCAUCUCACGCACGUACCUUGCUAAAAGCGUCCUACCGGCAUUGCUCAACCAUCUCGAUCUGCAUGAUUACUGCAUAGAUAACGUGCCCGAGUCGUCCACCAUCGACGCGCUCGCGACGGAUCAUGGCGUUUCGCGCAUCGUCGCCAAGAAGGUGCUCAUCAAGUGGUUUGGGAAGCGGAUUCGGGCUGGUGCGUCAAACGGAGACGCAGAGGACGGGGAUGAUGUGCACGGCGACGGCGAGGAUUUGAUUGCGAAAGGCAAAGGACGGGAGAGGUCAGUCGCGCUGAAAGGGCAGGAGAUGGCCAAGACCAUAGGGCUCGAAUUGUUGCAGGACAUGGCUAGUGGCCAGCCCACCAAGCUGGCAGCGUUCAUGGCUCGGUGGGCGGAAAUGGUCGGCGACGCUUUGGUCGAACACGCCAAUGUGGAUUUGCUCAAGAAUGGAAAGAGCUCAUCGCUCAUCAGCCCCCCUUGCCCCUUCCCCUCUCAGGGCGAACACCUCAUGUACCCUGUUCCGCCUUUGCGACCCUCAUCUUCACACCCUGCCCGGAUCCAGUACUUCCCGCGAUCAGCCCUCCCUCUCGAUGCCGCAGCGCGCUUCCAAGAGCUCUUCUUGACGCGUUCGCAGUGGCUGCUACCGGAUCUCUUGCCAUUCGUCGACUCGCUGGCAAUCAACCAGAACAAGCGCGAUGCACUGCUGAUUAAAUUCUGCAGGACGAGCCGCGUGCUUGUCCCGCCAGAGGAGCAUGCUGGGCUAGGAGGCGGCGCAGGCGCGAGCGCAGCUAAAGGUGCCGGUGCGAAGCGGGCACGGAACAAGACGCCUGGGCCUGCAGUUUCGCAGAAAGUAGAGCACGUUGUCGUGUAUUCUUCCAGACUGCGCUAUUGAUCAAACUCAUAGCCUGGUCUUGUUUUGCCUUGACCAUCGCUGACUACUAAGAACGCGCCCUUCAUAGCUUCUUUGCUUAUCAGCCUAUAGUCAAUGUGCGGCGCGCACCGAAAACUGUCGAGAUUCAUAACAUGCACAAACAUCCGUGUAGGCUCAAUGCUAGGAUGUAUCCCAGUAUCGCUUGAGGAAGAAUUGCA